GUUUGUGUAGUGUGAAAAAUGGCAAACGUCGGGGACGAGCGAUUGUCGGGUGAAGAGGGUUCGACGAUGGAGGAGCUGAGGAGUAAGCUCGCGCGAAUGAACCUCCCUAUAUCGGGUGCGAGGUCAGUGCUGAUUGCAAGGCUGAAUCGGGCGUGUAGGGCUGGACAAUCGUGUCCUAAGGGAUCGACGGGCGGUGAAGAGCUAACCGGUCAACGAGAUCUAGGAAACGUACAGAGAGCUGAGCGUGAUUGUAACGAAGAUGAAGAUGUUGAGAAAAUGAAUACGAAGGAGUUGAAGGAGCGCCUCGCUAGUUUGGGUUUAAAAACGACGGGAAGAAAAGUAGAAUUACGCGCACGGCUACAAGCGGCCAUGGAUGGUAACGACAUAUCGUCGGAAGAAGAAAGCGACGACGAAAGUGAGGAUGAAGAUGACAAGAAAAACGCAAGAGGAUACAAGAGAGAUACGCGAAGGGUGUAUCAGGACCGUGACGAAUGUUGUCGAAGGGCAUGCGUUGGUUCGACACUGAGUUUUAGAGACGUCGAAGAUGCAUUAGAGUCGUUUAGUGGCGACAAAGGUGAAAAUGUCGAACGAUGGUUCGAGUCGUUCGAGGAAGUCGCUGAUACGUGCAUGUGGUCGGAUGGGCAGAAGGCAGUCUACGCCAGGAAGCUGCUGAAGGGAUCAGCGAAAAUAUUCGCGAGCUUCGAGUGUCAUGCCAGGACUUGGCAUGAGUUGAAGAGGGGGCUAGUGAAAGAAUUUUCGAGGAAAGUCAACAGUAGGCAAGUACAUCAGAAACUUGAAGAAACAAAAAAGGAGAGUGAUGAAGCAUGUUUGGCCUACAUGUACCGCAUGCUCGAAAUAGCCAGCCAUGUGGACAUGGAGGAGGAAGCAAAGGUGGAAUACAUAGUGGACGGAAUAAUAGACGACGAGAACAAUAAGGCUAUAUUGUACGGCGCUACGUCAAUCAAAGAGUUGAGGAAGAGGUUAGUGAUGUACGAAGAACAGAAGAGUCGCAGAGCAAAGUCGAUUGUGAAGCCGGCUAAAGCCCAGAAGAACGGGAAGCCCAGUCAAUCUGUAGAUGCAAUGAAGAAAAGAAGAUGCUUCAUUUGCGAUAGUGAGGAUCAUCUAAGUGUUAAGUGUCCGGAGAGGGGAGAAGGUGUUAGGUGUUUCGAGUGCAGCGGAUUUGGACAUAUUGCAGCGAGGUGUACGGCACGACCGAAAGAGACUUGCGUAGUGUCAAGAUCCGAAAAAGGGAAGUAUGUGAAAGAAGUGGCGAUAGAUGACUGUAGGUUUGUGGCAUUAGUGGAUACGGGUAGUGAUCUCACGUUCAUCCGAUCAGACGAGUAUGCGAGGUUAGGGUCACCACCGCUAGGUAAAUGCAAGUUUAAGUUCGACGGUUUUGGUUCCGCUGGCAAUGAGACCUGGGGUGAAUUCACUAAGGUAAUGACGGUUGAUGGGUGUAAACUGCCAAUCACUUUGCACGUUGUUUCAAACAAAAUAUUGACGAAGCACGGCCUGUUGUUAGGCACUGAUUUUCUGGAUCAGGUAGAGUUACGGGUUAAACGGGGCGAAGUGACUUUCUUGCGGCUUGACGAACAGACUAACAAAGACGUGUCGGAUGUGUUUAGAAUUAACGUAGUAGAACAGACUGACGAAACAGACCUAACACACGUACAGGAACCGCAUUAUCGUGAAGCCAUUCGGGAUAUUAUUAAAGGGUAUAGGCCGGAGAAGAAGAGAGACGUCGGGAUAACCGCGAAAAUAGUUCUGAAAAGCGACAAACCGGUAGCGCGAAGACCGCGAAGACUGGCGCCGAGGGGGAACGGGCAGCAUGUCGACCAGGUUCAGAAAUACCUGAAUUCCACCGUAAACAGAAGCACAGGGAAGACUCCUUUCCAGCUACUGGUCGGGGUCGAAAUGCAAGUCAGGGAAGAGGCGAAGAUUAGAAAGCUGAUCGACGAAGAGGGGGCCGCGAGGUUUGAAGAACAACGUCGCGAGCUACGUGAGGACGCGAAGAAGAAGAUCGCCGCAACUCAAGAGGAGAAUCGUCGAAGUUACAAGAAAAGAAGAAAGCGUGCGAAGCAGUACCGAAGGAAGGACCCGCACACACCUCGAUUUUAUGAAACCUUGGGUCCUAAACGCCGAAAGUGACGCAUCUGAUGACAGCGAGAUAGAAGGCAACAUCUGAGGGCAGAUGUUAUUGCAGGAUGGCCGAGUGUAGUAUCGUGGACGAAAGGCCUAAGAAAUAUCGGGCGAACUAUGAACAAUGUCGCGAGAGCCGAGGCGUCGUCGGGCCCAUCAAUGUGUCAUCGGUCUUUUCAAGUGCAUAUUUCGUGGAAAAGACCUACGUGACCCUGGCCACGAGCGCCUGCAGAACACGUGU
This is a messenger RNA of Bombus huntii, 2380 nucleotides long. RefSeq lists its product as uncharacterized. Gene Ontology annotation, biological process: proteolysis. Bases 19 to 2148 code for a protein of 709 amino acids. Lineage: Eukaryota; Metazoa; Arthropoda; Insecta; Hymenoptera; Apidae. The record is from RefSeq and is a predicted model, not a curated record. Gene Ontology annotation, molecular function: aspartic-type endopeptidase activity; nucleic acid binding; zinc ion binding. The transcript is spliced from 2 exons.